Nicotiana tabacum (common tobacco) is the source of this 1669-nucleotide messenger RNA. The record is from RefSeq and is a predicted model, not a curated record. NCBI's taxonomy places the organism in Eukaryota, Viridiplantae, Streptophyta, Magnoliopsida, Solanales, Solanaceae.
UUUCCUGUUACUCGACAUCUCACUAGUAUAUAUAUGUCUCUCCAAAUCAACCAUCCUUUCUUGAUUUCAUCAAAAUUCUCUAGAAAAGAAGUAAACAUUAGUACAAGAUUCUCCUCCUAGAAUGUGUGGAAUAUUUGCGUACCUGAAUUACAAUGUCACCAGAGAGAGACGCUACAUUCUAGAAGUUCUGUUCAAUGGGUUGAGACGUUUAGAAUACAGAGGGUAUGAUUCAGCUGGAAUUUCCAUUGAUUCUUCUGAUUCUGAUUCUGAUUCCCCUCCUCUUGUGUUUCGUCAAGAAGGCAAUAUUGAAUCUCUUGUCAAAUCUGUCUACCAAGACGUUGCUGCUACAGAUUUGAAUCUGGAAGAAUCAUUUUCUGUUCAUGCUGGAAUAUCACACACUCGGUGGGCCACACAUGGGGAGCCUGCUCCUAGGAAUAGUCAUCCUCAGAGUUCUGAUGCUGGAAAUGAGUUUUUGGUUGUCCACAAUGGUGUUAUCACCAAUUACGAGGUGUUGAAAGAGACCCUUCUCCGACAUGGUUUCACCUUUGAGUCUGAAACAGACACGGAAGUAAUUCCAAAGCUUGCGAAAUUUGUCUUUGAUAAAGCUAAUGAAGAAGGUGACCAGAGCGUGACAUUCAGUCAAGUUGUGCUUGAGGUAAUUAGGCAUCUGGAAGGAGCCUAUGCCCUCAUAUUUAAAAGUCGACAUUACCCAAAUGAAUUAAUUGCUUGCAAGCGUGGUAGUCCACUUCUUCUUGGUGUAAAAGACUUAGAAGAAGAGGCCUCCGCAGAAUCAUCAUUUAGUGAUGCUAAAUUUCCUUCAAGCAAUGGGCAACCGAAAGAAUUAUUCUUGUCCAGUGAUGCUAAUGCUUUGGUUGAACAUACCAAAAAGGUCUUGGUAAUUGAGGAUGGUGAAGUUGUUCACAUCAAGGACGGAGGUGUGUCAAUUUACAAAUUUGACCAGGCUAAGAAUAAUCAUGGUGGUACUCUUAGUAGACCUGCUUCUGUUCAGCGUGCCUUAUCCAUUUUGGAAAUGGAGGUCGAGCAGAUAAACAAAGGAAAAUAUGAGCACUACAUGCAAAAAGAAAUUCAUGAGCAACCAGAAUCUCUAACUACUACAAUGCGAGGGAGACUUAUACGUGGAGGAUCAUGUAAAGCAAAGACUGUGCUUUUAGGGGGCCUGAAGGAUCACCUCAAAACCAUAAGAAGAAGCAGGAGAAUUCUUUUUAUUGGGUGUGGCACAAGUUACAAUGCAGCUCUAGCUGCAAGAUCCAUUUUGGAAGAGCUUUCUGGUAUUCCUGUAACCAUGGAGAUUGCCAGUGAUUUAGUGGACAGACAAGGGCCGAUAUAUAGAGAAGAUACAGCUGUCUUUGUUAGUCAAUCAGGAGAAACUGCUGACACUUUGCUUGCAUUAGAGUAUGCUCUGGAAAAUGGCGCAUUAUGUGUUGGCAUUACAAAUACUGUUGGUAGCGCAAUUGCUAGGCACACUCACUGUGGUGUUCACAUAAAUGCGGGCUGUGAGAUUGGAGUUGCAAGUACUAAGGCAUACACGAGCCAAAUUGUUGUGAUGGCCAUGUUGGCUCUUGCAAUUGGAGGUGAUACACUCUCAAAUCAAGCAAGAAGAGAAGCAAUAAUCGAUGGUCUAUUUGACUUGCCAAGCAAAGUGAAAGAG